GGUUGCUGAGAGAGAUACCUGGACCCCCCACUGUGGUAAAGGUUGCUGAGAGAGAUACCUGGACCCCCCACUGUGGUAAAGGUUGCUGAGAGAGAUACCUGGACACGCCUGUCGCACUGCAGUUCCUGAUCCAGAAGAAGAUGGGGUCUCACCAGGUGUGGUGGUGCAGUGUGGCCCUCCUCUGCGUUAGCACAGGAGUGCUAAUAAUAACAGGAGGUUGUCCUCUUGUGGGAAAACUGACAGGGUGAGAGACAUGUCCCAAGCCAAAGGGGACAUCACCGGCCCAGAGUAGUGGCCCAGAAGUAGAUGGUAAUGACAGAAGGAGUCCUGAGUCAAAGGGGUCAGUGCAGGCCCAGAGUAGUGGCCCAGAAGUAGAUGGUAAUGACAGAAGGAGUCCUGUGCAUAAAGAACCAACACAGGCCUGUAGUAGUGGCCCAGAAGUAGAUGGUAAUGACAUAUGGAGUCCUGAGCAUAAAGGACUAACACAGGCCUGUAGUAGUGGCCCAGAAGUAGAUGGUAAUGACAGAAGGAGUCCUGAGCAUAAAGGACUAACACAGGCCUCUAUUAGAGGCCCAGAAGUAGAUGGUAAUGACAGAAGGAGUCCUGAGCCAAAGGAACUAACACAGGCCUCUAGUAGUGGCCCAGAAGUAAAUGGAAAUGACAGAAGGAGUCCUGAGUCCAAGGGGUCAAUGCAGGCCCAGAGUAGUGGCCCAGAAGUAGAUGGUAAUGACAGAAGGAGUCCUGAGCAUAAAGGACUAACACAGGCCUCUAUUAGAGGCCCAGAAGUAGAUGGUAAUGACAUAAGGAGUCCUGAGCCAAAGGAACUAACACAGACCUCUAGUAGUGGCCCAGAAGUAGAUGGUAAUGACAGAAGGAGUCCUGAGCCAAAGGAACUAACACAGGCCUCUAGUAGUGGCCCAGAAGUAGAUGGUAAUGACAUAAGGAGUCCUGAGCCAAAGGAACUAACACAGACCUCUAGUAGUGGCCCAGAAGUAGAUGGUAAUGACAUAAGGAGUCCUGAGCCAAAGGAACUAACACAGACCUCUAGUAGUGGCCCAGAAGUAGAUGGUAAUGACAUAAGGAGUCCUGAGCCAAAGGAACUAACACAGACCUGUAGUAGUGGCCCAGAAGUAAAUGGAAAUGACAGAAGGAGUCCUGAGCAAGAGGGACCAAUGCAGACCUGUAGUAGUGGCCCAGAAGUAGAUGGUAAUGACAGAAGGAGUCCUGAGCAAGAGGGACCAACACAGGUCUGUAAUAGUGGCCCAGAAGUAGAUGGUAAUGACAGAAGGAGUCCUGAGCAAGAAGGACCAACACAGGUCUGUAAUAGUGGCCCAGAAGUAGAUGGUAAUGACAGGAGUCCUGAGAAAGAGGGACCAAUGCAGACCUGUAGUAGUGGCCCAGAAGUAGAUGGUAAUGACAGAAGGAGUCCUGAGCAAGAAGGACCAACACAGGUCUGUAGUAGUGGCCCAGAAGUAGAUGGUAAUGACAGAAGGAGUCCUGAGAAAGAGGGACCAAUGCAGACCUGUAAUAAUGGCCCAGAAGUAGAUGAUCAUCGUAGAAGGACAGCCCUGCUGGAACCUCACAAACAUGAGGACAAUUUGUUCUUAUCUAAAGCAGAAAUGGUUGCCAACCUGCCCUCCAAAGAAAAGGACUGUUGGGUGUGUGGGAUGGGUCCGGUUGAGAAUCUCCAUGUGCUCUGUGGUGUCAGAAUCUCCAUGUUCUCUGUGGUGUCAGAAUCUCCAUGUUCUCUGUGGUGUCAGAAUCUCCAUGUGCUCUGUGAUGUCAGAAUCUCCAUGUUCUCUGUGAUAAUCUCCAUGCGCUCUGUGCUGUCAGAAUCUCCAUGUUCUCUGUGCUGUCAGAAUCUCCAUGUUCUCUGUGCUGUCAGAAUCUCCAUGUUCUCUGUGCUGUCAGAAUCUCCAUGUGCUCUGUGUCCAUCAGAAUACAAUUCUUACAUGGACUCUGUGUGA
Molecule: messenger RNA, 1967 nt
Organism: Oncorhynchus masou masou (cherry salmon)
Lineage: Eukaryota; Metazoa; Chordata; Actinopteri; Salmoniformes; Salmonidae
Product: nascent polypeptide-associated complex subunit alpha, muscle-specific form-like
Exons: 4
Coding region: 690-1967 (425 amino acids)
Source: RefSeq, a predicted model, not a curated record